Molecule: messenger RNA, 1474 nt
Organism: Mycena citricolor
Lineage: Eukaryota; Fungi; Basidiomycota; Agaricomycetes; Agaricales; Mycenaceae
Source: the annotation of a GenBank genome assembly
CUCUCGUCUUGUGCCCAACUCGGUAGUGGCACUUCGAUGGCACCUCUCCGCACUUGUUUCAGGGUAGCCUCGUGCUCGAUUUGCAUGACAACGGGGGGAAGUCAGGCUGCAAAUGUGCAGCGGCAGAAGUCAAAGCUAAUGCGGUCCAGGUUGACUACGUACGUACUGUAUAAGAUCCCAGCCCUCGAAUCGAAGCCCGAACUGAGCUCUCUUCAUUUCCCAUGCUGCUCCUCUCAACAGCGCACAUCCUCCCCCUGCUCUCCAUCGUUGCCCUCACGGUGGAGCUGACCGCAGCGGUGAGCCUGCCGAUCUACCUCGGGGCCGCGCUCUCUGCCGUGUUCUUCCCCUCCCUCCAUCUCGGGUGGAACAACAACAGCACAUUCGCGUCGUCAUCCAGCUAUAAUCUCGAUAACAUUUGGACUGAUCUCCGCAACCUCGGCGACGGGGCCCGUUCGUACAGCGAGGGCGUCAUCGCCGAUGCCCUCAAACAAUCGGAGCAGCUCAAAGCUGGAGUUGCCGAGUUCAGGGAGUACGCGGAGAAGGCAUUGGAUGCAUCGACCGUGCUUUUGAAUCUGGCCGCGCCGGAUGCCGCAUUUCUCGAGAAGAGGGGAGACCAGCACACACUUGCCUUCACGCAAAGCGAGAUCGUCGCCGACCUAGAAGACGCGUUGCAAGCUGUCGCGCACGAGCUGCAGGCGAUGUUCCCUGCGCCUGAUCAGGCUCCCGGGCACGCGCAACGCCUAGAGGUCGUGGCGAUUGCUCUGGACAAGGCUGGUGCCGCGCUCAUUGGUGUCCUGGCCCAGCACGGGUACAACGAAACACGCGUCAGCGAGCACUGGAACGCGACUUUGGCGCCUGCGAUCUACGGCUUCACGGUCGUGCUGGGCGAUCUGGCUGAACAACACCCUGACCUGCUUGCCGCUCUUCUUUUCCGGCUUGCUCCACUGAUGCUGCCUGCUCCCUUCUUUCUCCUGCGUCCUUUGCUCCGCUUGUUUGGAUUCGGCCCACUCGGUCCUGUCAAAGGUCUGACCGUCGUUGUCUUGGGUUCCACGGCAGCUUGGGCUCAGCGCCUCUUCUUCGGAGCGAACGUUCCCGAGGGCAGCUGGUUUGCCAUGCUUCAACGAGCAGGCAUGAAAAUUAUCUUCGGAUUCUUCGGUGCUCGGAAAUGAACAUUGAACGGUGAUCCACAAGGAUCUUUAUAUCUUGGCAAUCAUUUCCGCAGAAAUGUCAUCGGUUUUGCUCACUCAAGUCCUGAAAGCGUAAGACGACUUGGCUUACCUCAGGAUACUUUCCAGCCAGCACGUGCAGGGGCCAUCUCUAUCUAAUCUAAUCGCCAUCUGCGGCGAUUACAAAAACGAUGACCCGAAAGUCGGCUCCAGCGUUCCCCUUCCGUCGGAGAUAAGUUCUUAAACACAUCAAAAACAUUUUUCCGCAAUCUGCCGAUGUAGUGUACAAGCAGCCCGGGGAUGGGUAU